ACCUCCGUCUCCAAAGCCUUGGCUGCCCUCCCUGGUGGCAAUGGGUAACAGACUAUGUCCAAACCUACACAAUCCUAUUUCUCUUCCUCUCCCUCUUCCAAUCUGGUGAUACCGAUUAGCCACGCCCAUGGCACGACCGAAUGUUUCUAAAGAACCUUGACCUCACCACUGCUUUGAGGCCAGCGACGCUGCCAGACGAGGUUCAGCUCUUCGUCCAAGACAACGUGGGGUUGUAUGAGGGGUCAGUAUAGUCAACACAAGCUCCAACUCUAUGUACAUGUAAACCAAGAUACUGAUGAUAUCUAGCAAGUACAAAAUCCCCGGCUACCAAAAUGGCCACGUAUACCUGACCUCCCAUCGAAUCUGCUACGUCGACAAUGAUGAUCCUAGGAAGAAUUCCGUCGCAAUAGAGUUGCGGGAUGUGGAUCGCUACGAGUUCUAUGUAAGCAAGAAAACAUCAUGGCUGAUAUGGCUCAUAACAAGCUUCUGAUACCUUGCAGGCGGGAUUUUUGAAAUCCUCAGCAAAAAUCACACUAGUUCCCAAGCCUGCCAAACGCUCAGCACACAAUCGAGCCAUUUCCAACCUCAAUACCCCUCCAAGAAGUACCACGGCAUCUCCCUCUCUGAGAGCAGACAGUCCUUUUCACCUCCCUACACCAGAACCACCUCCAACGAGUACUGCCACCUGGAUAUGUACCAUAUGCAGUAAUUCGAAUCCUGUCCCCUCCAAUUUCGAUCCGAAGACCGCAAGCGAGUAUACUCACAUACCUCCAUGUCUUCUCUGUGGUUGUAAGCCAGAGUUUGCUCAAAUUCUCAAGGCUGCGAUUACAAGUGCUACCAAUCGACCCUUACAACUCCCUCAAUUAUCAAUCCCUAUUCCUGUCCGAGGGCGCCCUGAUGUCUCCAGACCACAUCCAGGCAUCUAUGGGAGAUCUCCGGCUGCCCAACCAGAUACAUUUCGUCCGCCACAAGGAACAGAAGCAACAUUUCCUUGUCCCAGAUGUACCUUCUUAAAUCAUCCAUCACUUCCAUCUUGCGAGAUCUGUGGUGCUUCUCUGGUCUCUCAAGAUCUUCCAACCGGCCUAGAUGACCCAAAAUUACGGGAAGAAUCUCCUGGACCAAUGCUAAAUGAUCUACCUGCUCCUGGAUUAGAGAGCAAUGAAAGUAUAAAAUUGUCAUUUCGUGGAGGAGGCGAAAAGAUAAUGUACGAAAGGUUGAAAGGUUGUAUGGUACAGCGUAAAUGGCUUCUCCAAGGCGCACCACCAGUCCCAAUACCAUUUAGACCUAAUGGCUCUGACAAUGUAUCGCCUGGUGGAAUUUCAACGUUCGAGAGAUCAAAGACUGUGGGUAUCGCAGGACUUGAGCAAAGACGGAGAGAAGUUCAAAAGAAUAACGAACUAGUCAUUGGAACUGCCUUUGAGGAUCUAGAUGCAUUGAUGGCAUCCGCCAAGGAGAUAAUUGCCCUCGCAGAAUCAUUUUCAAACAACAGCGCUGGCAAUGGAAGCUCAGAAACAAAUGCAGUUGCCAACGCUCUCGGUCUAGUCACAACAAAGGAUAUGCUUGGUGGAGGAAGCAAUUCUGGAUCACUCUACAUUUCCGAACUCUCCCGAAAUAUAGCAGAGUUUAUAAGUGAUGACGCCCGAGGGGUCUUACAGAAAGCAGGUGGCAUCAUAAGUCUAGUCGACCUCUGGGCUAUGUUUAAUCGCGCCCGCGGAGGUGUUGAACUGGUCUCCCCCCUCGACUUUGAGAAAGCCGCGCGACUCUGGGAAAAACUCAAACUCCCUGUUCGCUUACGACAAUUCAAAUCCGGCGUCCUAGUUGUCCAAGGAUCCGAUCGUACAGACGAAAAGACCAUCCGCGCCCUCCUCGCCUGGCUCGCAGAUCUCCAUGUCUUCCCUCCUGACCGGGAACCCCCAUGGGAUUGGCGCCUCUUUGGAAGAGGUGUGACGGCGCAGGAUGCCGCUGAACGAUUUGGAUGGAGCAUUGGGGUUGCGGAGGAGGAAUUGGAGAUGGCAGAGGAGAGGGGGGCGCUUUGUAGGGAAAGUGGAAUUCAGGGGGUUAUGUUUUGGGAGAAUUGGAUUGAUGAUAAGAAGAGUCCUGAGGUUUUUCGGAUUUGA
Hymenoscyphus albidus is the source of this 2117-nucleotide messenger RNA. Lineage: Eukaryota; Fungi; Ascomycota; Leotiomycetes; Helotiales; Helotiaceae. The record is from the annotation of a GenBank genome assembly.